GUCAGGUCUUUUAGGAUUGCAGCAUCAGCAUCAAUGGAUCCUCAUGGAAAUGGUACCCCAGUGACAUAAUUUCCGUCUUCAAUCAUUGCCAAUAAAACUUUAAAUAAAAUCUAAUUAUGGAAAAUAAAGUUUCUUAACAUAAUACUGACUAAUUUAAUUGUAAAAAUGUAUCGGAGAAAUUUUUUACGUUACUUAUCAACGAGUUGUGGAUCGAAAAAUCAAAAGCCACUUAACGUCACUGAUAAAUUUGAAAAAAUUGUUGAUAAAGGGACAGGAAAGCGUAGCAAAGUACAGGGAUGGGUCAAAGUGAUAAGAAAAAUGAAGGACAAGGUAUUUCUUGAAGUAAAUGAUGGCAUGACAUUUGAACAUACUCAGGUUGUAAUAAAAAAAAUAGAUGCGCCUAAAAAUUUGAGUUAUGACUGUUCAGUAUUUGCUGCUGGUGAAAUAGCGUACGCGCCAAAUGGCAGGUAUGAAAUACGAGCUGACGAAGUUCGCAUACUUGGAUCGUGUGAAGCAGACGGUAGUUAUCCACUAGCAUUUAAAAAAGAAUACAUACUUGAUGAGUUACGUCAGCUUCUACACCUAAGAGCCAGAACACGUGAGUUUUCUAGUUUGCUGAGACUGAGAAGUUUGGCGUCGCUGGCUAUCGGUAAACAUAUGAACCAGCGGGGUUUUAUAAAUAUACAUACUCCUAUUUUAACGUCAAAUGACUGCGAGGGUGCGGGUGAAGUCUUUACAGUAGUGCCGGAAUCACGGCAAGUACUUGACAGUAUGAAGAAAAGUAACAAUCAGCCACGGGAGUCUAUUUAUUUCGAUGCGCCCACUUAUCUUACGGUAUCUGGGCAACUGCAACUGGAGACUAUGGCAAGGACGCUGUCAAAGGUUUACACAUUUGGUCCAACGUUCAGAGCUGAAAAUUCAAAGUCACGGAUGCACUUGUCGGAAUUUUAUAUGAUUGAAGCUGAAGAAGCCUUUGUAACGGACAUUAGGCAGCUGACAAAUGAAGCCGAGUUAUUAUUCAAAGCAAUUACCCGAGCGUUGGUGGAAGAAGGAGCUUCUGACAUGCGCGCGAUAAAUGCCGAGACACCUGGUUGGCUUGACAAAGACUUUAGGUACAUGACUUAUGAUGAAGCGAUUGAUGUUCUAGAAAAACAUCAGGACAAACUCUCGGUACCCGUCAGACGUGGCAGCGCUUUGCCCAAAGAGCACGAGUUGUUUCUGGUUGAGUACAAUGAAGGAAUACCGGUAUUCGUUAUCAACUGGCCGAAAGAAAUAAAGCCUUUCUAUAUGAAAGAGUGUUCUGAUGACCCGAGCAAGGUCGCAGCUAUGGAUCUGCUGGCGCCAGUGGUAGGGGAAGUAUUUGGCGGAAGUCUCAGAGAAGACAAUUAUCAAGCGUUGAAAAAUAAAAUACCAGUGAAUGCUGAUCUUGAUUGGUAUCUAGAUCUGAGAAAGUACGGGAAUGUCCCGACUGGUGGAUUUGGGAUGGGCUACGAGAGAUUUCUUCAAGUCGUACUCGGGAUUCCUAACAUAAGAGAUGUUAUUCCUUUUCCUAGAUGGCCACACAAUUGCAGUCUAUGAAAACUUAAACAAAUAAACUUUUCAGGGUGUUGUGUUGAUGAUUUAUCACCCCUAUGCCUUUAAUGCCAAAACUGUUUUAGAAAUAACCAGUUUCAACUUUUGAGAGGCUGACAGUCCGGAGCAAGAUGAUGGACAAAAAAAAAGAUGCUAAUUUCAGGUCCGAUGCUGCCCAAAGUCUUGUUUAACUAUUCGUCAUUCAUCAGGUCGUUUUUAUUCCUCUAUCGAUUCAUCUCUCAUUAAUUCUAUACUUAGUCUAAGGACAGUUGGAGAAUUAAGGACAGGAAGGUUCAGAAAUAACAACAGUUUUAUUUAAAUUAGGUUCUCUUUAUUAAAUAUUAAGACGAAGAUUCCUUAUACACUUAAAAUCCUUUGAAUAGUUUUUUUUUUUUCAUUAAUCUGGAGGCUUAUCAUUAAAGACGAAGGAUCCUUGGGUUCAGCAUCUCUUCAGUGAUGCUACUUAAUAGCUAUAACUUUUUUUAAACUAUUUUUUUUUAAUUUUAUAUUUUUUCUUCUAAUAAUAAUCCUUACUUACUAUUAA
Molecule: messenger RNA, 2116 nt
Organism: Microplitis demolitor
Lineage: Eukaryota; Metazoa; Arthropoda; Insecta; Hymenoptera; Braconidae
Gene: AsnRS-m
Product: probable asparagine--tRNA ligase, mitochondrial
Exons: 4
Coding region: 166-1578 (470 amino acids)
Biological process (GO): asparaginyl-tRNA aminoacylation
Cellular component (GO): mitochondrion
Molecular function (GO): ATP binding; nucleic acid binding; asparagine-tRNA ligase activity
Source: RefSeq, a predicted model, not a curated record